Cataglyphis hispanica is the source of this 2769-nucleotide messenger RNA. Its product is annotated as katanin-interacting protein-like. Lineage: Eukaryota; Metazoa; Arthropoda; Insecta; Hymenoptera; Formicidae. The record is from RefSeq and is a predicted model, not a curated record. Bases 195 to 2750 code for a protein of 851 amino acids. The transcript is spliced from 15 exons.
ACAGAACGGCCUACAAUGGAUAUUUCUGAGAUCUGUUAUUAUCGUUAAAUUGGUUAAAUACUUUGAGAUUUCCAUACAACAACUAAUAGAGUUUACGUGAGCAACCCAUUUUGGUGUACCAUAGUCAUAAUAAAGUAUUUGGAUUGCAUUGCACGCGGCGGCAUAUCAUCAGUGAUAAAGUAAGAAAAUAAAAUAUGGAUAAUGUUACCUAUGAUAAGACCAAAAAAACGAAUUUAGCUUUGCCCAAUAGUACAAUUGAAAUGCCAUCAUGGUUGCUGGAAAUGACUGACAAUGUAGGAAAAAUAGAUAUAGAUAACGAUGCCAAAUCACUACAAAUGGGAGCAUUUUUGAUUGACGAUCAAUAUUACUUUAAAAAUAUUUUUCUCAAAAAGGAAGCUGAUGAUACAAAUACACAACCCGUCGCAUGCUUAAAUGAUCUUUACGAUGUCGAUGACAAUAUUAAAUUACAAACGUCUGCGAGCAAAUCACUGCCAAAUACACCAAAAAAUGGAGAAGUUAAACAAACAAGAACACGCGCUUGUUCUGCAGUUGUAAAUGCGAAACGUCGUACAAGAGAUGAUUUUCGCGAAUUAGAUGCAUAUUUAGAAAGAAAGCAGAUAGAAAUGCAUGGCAAUUAUUUAGCAUCUGACGAUUAUUGCAACAAUGCGAGGAUUUGCAAUAAGGAAUCUAAUUUGAAAUAUUCUACGAAUGUUCUGCAGGAUCGUGCAAAUACACAAUUACAUUUGUUGGACGACAAUUAUUAUUCUAGUACCUUUAGUAUAAAGAAUGAAGAAAAGCCAAAAUUGUUCUCUACUCAAGAAACUUUUAAAUUGUCUAACUUAUUUGAAAAUGAUUUCGUCAAAAGUAUAAAUCAUGCAUCAAACAAUGAUUUGCUAGGGACAGAUAAAAUUUACAGAAACUUUAUUAUUCCCGAAUUACCAUCUGGAGACUCGUUAGUUAUUGAUAUUCUUUCUACUUGGGGCGACAAAUAUUAUGUAGGACUCAAUGGCAUUGAAAUUUUUUCAAGUACCGGAGAACCAGCUAAAAUAAAAGAAAUAUAUGCAGAUACGAGCAAUAAUCAAUCACUGGAUAACAAUCGUAUGCCUCAUAAUGUAAAUAACUUGAUUAAUGGCAUUAAUCGGACGAGAGAUGAUGCAAAUUUAUGGUUAAUGCCUUAUACAAGUGGUGAUCAUCAUUAUGUUCAUAUGAUAUUUGAAUACACGAUUACUAUAGCAAUGAUCAGAAUAUGGAAUUAUAAUAAAUCUAGAAUACAUUCCUUUAGGGGAGCCAGAGAUAUUAUCAUUAAACUGAAUGACAUUAUUAUUUUUGAUGGAGAAAUUGCUAAAGCAUCAGGGGAUGAUAUGGGUAGUCUUGAUUCCUUUGGUGAUACUAUAUUAUUUACAACGGAUGAAAAUAUUCUGGAACUGAUAUCAAAACAUGAUAAUACAUUCAUAGAAUUCAAUAAUGAGAUAUCAGAUUAUGAGGAAAAAGAAACAAUUCGUCCAAUAACAGCAACAACCAAUGAUAUUACUUCAGCAAGACAUAAAAGUAACGAUUCUGUUGAGAAUUUUUCCAAUUUGCAUUCUAAUAGCAAAAUUUAUAAGACACCUUCUACCACUCUGUGCUGUAAAGAAGUUCAGUUGAUUAUUAUUUCCAAUUGGGGUUUGCAACAUCUAGUUGGUCUUACUGGUAUAGAAUUAAUCGGAGAUCAAGGUAUAACAGUUCCAUUAAUGGACGCUAAUUUAUAUUGUAAUGUAGAAAAUACGCAUUUAACGAAUCUGAUCGACGGAUAUAAUAUUACAACUGAAAUGGAUCACAUGUGGCUAGCAGAUGUAAUAUCGAAUAAAAGAAUUGCAAUAACUGUUACUUUUGAUACAGAUGUAUAUCUAACAGGAAUACGGAUCUGGAAUUAUAAUGCAUCUCUAGAACUGUCUUAUUGUGGAGUAAAACGAUUAUUAAUUAAAUUGGACGGUAAACAAUUACACGACGAAAAUCCUGAAGGAUUUUUAUUAAGACGCGCACCGGGAUCUUGUCAUUAUGAUUUUGUCCAAGAAAUUAAUUUCGCUAAUCCAUCUGUCCAAGAACAUCUUUCGGAUCAUUCCUCCGAUUUAGUUAAAUCCGAAGAACUUGCGUCUUUGGAUUCAAACUAUGAAGCACCGUCAAUGCCGCAGGGAUUCGUUUAUCAAAUAAUAAUCUUCUCCACAUGGGGAGACUCUUAUUAUGUUGGUCUGAAUGGUAUACAAAUAUAUGACAAUUAUGGAAAUGAACUCAAGUUAACUGCAGAUAAUAUAGCUGCAUUUCCUGAAAGCGUUAAUAUAAUAGAGGGCAUAGAUAAUGACAUUCGUACACCAGACAAACUUAUCGACGGAAUAAAUAAUACUAAAGACGGAUGUCAUGCUUGGUUAGCACCUAUACUUCCUGGACAAACAAAUCGUGUGUAUAUAAUAUUUUAUCAUCCUGUUAUGGUAUCAACGAUUAAAAUAUGGAAUUAUGGAAAAACGUCGCAAAGAAGAGUUAAAGAAUUUGCAAUAUUGGUAGACGAUCUGUUAGUUUACAAUGGAACUUUAGAUAAACAUAAUCCAUAUGGACUGGUAACGUUUGUAAAAGAAAGCAGUAAUAAUGAAAAUCUGGUGAACUGCGCGGAACAAGAAAAUUGCCUUUUAAAUUUACGAAGAAAUACCUUGGGUGCUAACUCAGUACCAGAUCCAUCACUUCGUCCACACACAUCUUUACAAUUUACAGAAUCAUAACGCUACAUACAUAUUUGUA